CCCUAACCUUUUCCUGCUCUUUCCGGUUUAGGAUUUCGACCAGCGUGCUUGUUCUCGUCCCGAGCUAAGGCCAUUUGUUAUAAACAAUUAAUUUUUGGCAACUUGCACAAUCAGUGAUUAGCCACAGCACUCCGACAUGUCUACCAAAGCCGAGCUCGCCUGCGUCUACGCUUCCCUCAUCUUGGUCGAUGACGAUGUCGCCGUCACCGGCGAGAAGAUCAACACCAUCCUGAAGGCCGCCAACGUCGAGGUGGAGCCCUACUGGCCCGGCCUCUUCGCCAAGGCCCUGGAGGGCAUCAACGUCAAGGACCUGAUCACCAACAUCGGAUCCGGAGUCGGUGCCGCCCCCGCCGGAGGUGCUGCCCCUGCUGCCGCCUCCGCUGCUCCAGCCGCCGAGGCCAAGAAGGAGGAGAAGAAGAAGGAGGAGGAGUCCGACCAGUCCGACGACGACAUGGGCUUCGGUCUGUUCGACUAAAUCCCCUAGAGACCUUCUGGACAACCUGACAUCCGUUGUGUUUGUGCUCUAAUCCUCGAGAGGCGGACGUGUGCCCGUGUUUCCCGACCGCGUACACGUUUUAAUGUACAAAUGCGAGGAAAUAUAGAAGACGUUUGCUAAAA
Molecule: messenger RNA, 618 nt
Organism: Drosophila biarmipes
Lineage: Eukaryota; Metazoa; Arthropoda; Insecta; Diptera; Drosophilidae
Gene: RpLP1
Product: 60S acidic ribosomal protein P1
Exons: 2
Coding region: 137-475 (112 amino acids)
Biological process (GO): translational elongation; cytoplasmic translation
Cellular component (GO): ribosome; cytosolic large ribosomal subunit
Molecular function (GO): ribonucleoprotein complex binding; protein kinase activator activity; structural constituent of ribosome
Source: RefSeq, a predicted model, not a curated record